Messenger RNA from Recurvomyces mirabilis, 1215 nucleotides. RefSeq lists its product as uncharacterized. The record is from RefSeq and is a predicted model, not a curated record. Bases 1 to 1215 code for a protein of 404 amino acids. Gene Ontology annotation, biological process: peroxisome organization. NCBI's taxonomy places the organism in Eukaryota, Fungi, Ascomycota, Dothideomycetes, Mycosphaerellales, Teratosphaeriaceae. The transcript is spliced from 2 exons. Gene Ontology annotation, cellular component: peroxisomal membrane.
AUGAUGGAACGAAUACGACAGGUCGCAGAGUCGACCAGCGUCGUCAUCAAAUUCCCGCCAAAACUCCUAAGCAGCUACGAAACAUUCAUAACGAAAAAUGCCGGCGCGGUCGGGCAGGUGGAGGGCGCAUUGCGGUCGUUGACGUAUAUCAUACCUGGACGUUUCAGAGAAACCGAAUUGGCCUCCGAAUCCCUCAACUCCAGCGUCCAACUCCUCUCCCUCUACCAUGACUCCCUGCUCUCGCGCGCCCUGGCGCAAUCGCUACCACGGCGGAAACAAUACCAGAGUCCGCAUAAUCGCUACACCCGCUUCUACUGCCAAAAGAGCGCAACAUACCGACGCACGGCUGUGACCCUGCAGGUGAUACAGUAUACGGAGCUAUUGCUAGAGAUGAUGGCGAAGAGGAGAGGGGAGAAGGCGAAGUGGAGGGUGGUGGUGGUGUUGGAGGCGGUGAAGGCGAUGUGUAGGCUUAUCCUCAUGCGGUUGACGAAUUCGAGGCCGUUGCUCAGCCCGCCGUUGCCGGAACGGGAGGUCGUGGAUGAGGAGCUGGCGGCACAGCAGCAGCAGCAGCAGCAGGGACAGGAAGAGGAGAGGCAUAUUGAUAGUCCGCCGUCCGAACGCAGCGAGCGAUCGGAGACUGGGAGUGAGACGUGGACGAUGCCAAGGACAUCAUUGACACUCCCGCCUCUGCCCAGCUCAGAGGACAUCUCCUCCUACCUCCUCUCAAAAGUCCUCACAGCCGACGACAUCAAACCGCCCAAGGCAUUAAUGCACCGCACCACCGGCCUAGGUGAACUAGCCGAAAUCCUCUACAUCAUCCGCCCCGUCAUCUACGCAACAGCAAUGGCUUACUGGACCACCCCGAACCCCGACGGCACCCCCCGUGGCCGUGGAAAAGCCGACUGGCGCCCUUGGCUGCUAGGUCUGAGUAUCGAGUACGGUGCACGCCAACUCGCAAAACGGGAAUUGGAGACGCGACGACCGGGUGGAGCGAGGGGGUUGACAAUGUUGGAGAAGGAGGAGUUGAAGAGGAGGGGGUGGGCGUUGGGGUGGUGGGGGAUGCGGGGCGCGUUUUAUGAGAAUAUUACGAGGGGUGUUAUUAAGGGGGUAGUGGGAAGGUUGAAGGGGAAGGUGGUGUUGGAUAUGGUGGGGAGUGUUAUGGAGGAUUAUGAUUUUCUUUGGGAUGAGUACUAUUUCCCUACUGCUACUUUGUGA